AUGACGCCCCUCCGUCCGCUGCGCCCCCGGCCCCUAUCCGCCGCGGGAUCCUCCGCCGACGACCACGCCGCCCUCGACGCCGGUCGGUUCAGCGUCCGUCGUGCUCCUCGGCAGCGGAAGACAAACAGCGCCUGCGAUCCUUGUCGGAAACGAAAGACCAAGUGCGAUGGACGACUGCCCCGGUGCCUCAUGUGCGAGCAUAGGUCCGAGGCCUGCGCUUACACGUACAGCAUCCGACACCGCGUCACCGUCCCCGAGGGCGAAGAGCCCAGGGGCCACGGCUCGAGCCACAUGGUCGAGUCCCUGAGGACGCUGCCUCACGAACAGGCCCUCGGUCUCCUGAGCAAGCUGCGCAAUGAAUCCGGCAGCCCGUCCCUCCCGUCCUCAUCCCAUCUCAUCGAGCACCGACACAUCCGGGGCCUGCUGCCGCCGUCCCAGAACACCUUGGACUUCGAACUCACCCUCCGACACCCCGUCGCCUAUCCCGCCCUGUUCCCCGUGUCGUACGCCGACCUGCCCCAGGAGGAGAUGCUCAAGUCCAUGACAACGCCUUGGUUGCGUCAGGGACAAACUGUUGUGCCAUCUCCGUGCCCGGACGUGCCGCCGCUCUCCACGCAAGCCUACAUGACCCCGGACCAAGAGGACGACGACAACGACGACCAGUUCGAGAUCAAGAUGGGCUCGCCGGACCCAGCCCACGCCGACCUGCUCGGCCCCUUCUUCGACGAGCGCCUCCGCCUGCUCGACAUCUCCCAGUGGACGCCCGUCGCCAUCCCGAACGACCUCGCCAUCACCGCCAUAUCCCACUAUCUCGAAAAUGACUACGCAACCAUGCCCCUGUUCAACGCCGACCUCUUUCUACAAGACCUCGUCAGCCUGCAGAACUCCUUCUGCUCGUCUUUCCUGGUCACCGCCAUCCUAUGCUGGGCAUGUCAAGCCUUGACACCUCUCCAACCCGACGCCGCCGCCUACAGCGUCGCCUUCUUCGCCCAGGCGCAGCAGCACUUCUCCGACCAGCCCCAGCUCAACAGCCUGACGACCAUCUCCGCCCUACAGAUACUGAGCAUGUGCGCCGCCACCUAUGGCAAGGACGACAUGAGCCUGCAGUUCCUCCAGGAGAGCGUCAGCCUCGGCAGGCUGAUGGGCCUCUUCGACGUCACCUCCCAGUCCGAGUCCGCCGGCAUGUGGCUCGGCAACCACGAGGACUGGGCCAGGACGGCCUCCUACACGGCCUGGGGCGUCUACAAUUGGGUGUCCGUGUACUCCCUUCAUUACCACAUCUUCGAGAUCGAAACACCGCCGUUGCUUCCCAAGCCGGGGGACUCCUCCGCCUCCCGUCCCGGGAUCGACAGUACGACGACGACGACGACGACGACGACGACGGCGAUGACGAUAGCGCUUCACGCGCAGGUGAUGAGUGCCUCGAGCGACAUGUGGAUCAUCUUCAGCGACGUCCUGAGGAGGUUCUACGGGCCCCAGGAUGACGACCUACUACAGCAGCCGCCCUCUCUGAGGUUCGCCGAGGAGACUUACCACCGGCUGCUCCGCUGGGCGAGCGCGCUGCCCCUCCAGCUGGCGAGGGCAGAGGAGAACGGCCAUAACGUUGUGAUGAUGCACAUCUACUUCCACGCCGUCGUAACCGACCUCUUCCGCCCCUUUCUCGACUCCCCCCUCCGGUCCGAACGGCUGCCGUCCUUCUCCACAGACUUGGCCACCCCGGAGGCCGUCUAUACGGCGUCCGUCACGCAGCUCAAGCGACUGCUCCUCCUGUACCGACUGCGCCACAAGAGCGCCAGCCUCUCGAUGCUGUGGAAGACGGCAGUCGUCUACGUUGCCAACGCCACGAUCCGCGAGGCCGGCACGGCGACGGCGGCGGCGGUCAUGACACAGGUGGAACCCCCCAACGACGACGAUGACGACAACAAUACAAACAACAACAAUAAAAACAACAGCAAUAGCAACAAGUACGACAACAAUGACAACGAGCCGACGGCCGACGAGCGGCGGUUCUACCUGGACCUGUGCCUCUCCGCGCUGGAGGACCUGUACGUAUCCUUCCCCGUGUUCGGGUCCGUCGCUCAGGGCAUAGUAGGCAUGGCGAUGCGGCACGAGGCGAUCCCGGCGGAGAAGGCGGCCGGCGUGCUGCGGCGGCUGGCCGAGAUCGCGAGACGUCGGGCCGCGGGCCAGGGCAUGACGGACAAGGCCGAGGCGCGGUGGAUCGUCGACUUUGACCUGGCCAUGACGGACCCCGAGGCGGCGCAGGGGCGGUACAUGGCCGAGCAACUCGAGGGGCUGAUGUUGAGUGAGUCCGGGGCGGAAGACCAGGGUUGA
Colletotrichum destructivum is the source of this 2331-nucleotide messenger RNA. RefSeq names its product Putative zn(2)Cys(6) fungal-type DNA-binding domain-containing protein. Gene Ontology annotation, molecular function: DNA-binding transcription factor activity, RNA polymerase II-specific; zinc ion binding. The coding region runs from base 1 to 2331 and encodes 776 amino acids. Lineage: Eukaryota; Fungi; Ascomycota; Sordariomycetes; Glomerellales; Glomerellaceae. The record is from RefSeq and is a predicted model, not a curated record. Gene Ontology annotation, biological process: regulation of DNA-templated transcription. The transcript has 6 exons.